AUGGAGCCGGGGACCGAGGACUGCGGGGAGGCUUCCCGCUUGGUGGCCUCCUCCUCCUGGGAGGCCCCUCGGCGGGGCUUGGCCCAGAGCCUGCGCCUGGCUUUGGCUGGCCUCGGAGGCCCUGACGGCGGCGGCGGCGGCGAUGGCUAUGGCUGGGAACAGGAGGUGCUGGGGUCACCGGCGCCGGGUGAGGAUCUUGUGCUUCUGAAGAGGAAAGUGGACAAUGAAGAUGAAAGUUCCUGCUUCCUGUACCUGAAAUGUAAUCCUCACAGAUGUGAAGAAAUAGUUUCACUUGGGAUUUUAAGUCAAGCCAGGAAUAUGGAAGUGUAUGCCAGAGAGGAAUACUGUGGAACCGGUAGAGGAGAGAGUGUUUGUACUGUCCAGCAUAACGGUGAAAACGAGAUUACUUUGUAUAAGAAAUACCUAAAAUUAGAAUGCCCCUCAGACUGUUGUAAAAUUAAGCUGCUCUCUUUUGGUGAUAAACAAAGUAUAUUUGUGAGUAAAAUUGUAGUCCAAGUAAGGGCAGUUUCUGCAAAUUCUUCAACAAGCUUUCCUGCUGUAGGAUCAAGGAUAGAUCUAGACAGAGUUCAAACUAUGAUGGAAUCCAUGGGGUCAAAAUUAUCACCUGGUGCUCAACAACUCAUGAACAUGGUUCGAUUUCAACAACGGAAUUGUAUUCCUUUAGAAGAGCAACUUCAGUGUCUCUUGGGAAAGAAAGAACCAGCUGUUUUUGGAGAUGAACGUAUGCUUGAUGGGUUGCACAAGUCAUCCACUACACCCUUUCAUUUUAAGUCUGGAUUGACAUCUGGAGCAAUCAAUGAAGACAUAAAAGCUUACAUUGACAAAAACACAGAACUCCCUGCUAGAGGAAAUAUUCCAGAUCUCGAAGAAUAUAAAAGUACACAACAAAACAGCAUUCUUCCUGAAAAUGAUCUUAAAUUUGUAGUAUCCUCUUGGUUGCAAAAGAAAGCAAAUGAUAACUCAAAUAUACCUAGUUCUGAGCUGCUUCCUUUUCUUCAAAACUUGUGUAGUCAAGUGAACCAUCUCCGUGUAGGAGACAAGAAUAAGCCUCAGGGAAACAGUACAAAGCCAAAUGAAGGGAUUGUAAGCAUUGGAGUAGAACAGCAGCCUGUAUGUUCCUACUUGGAAAAGAUAAUUUCUAAAAAUAUGGAACUAAUGGAGAAGAAACUUAUGGACUACAUUGACCAGCGUAUGUACAAACUCCAAGAGCACAUAGAUAAUAAAGUUGUUCUGUUAAUGAACUUGCUGCAAAAUUCCAAUUCCACAUCUACCCGGGUGACACAAGAACAUUAUGAUUCUGGAGAAAGACUCUCAAAUGGCGAGCGAUAACUACUUAAUAUUGUUUUGAGCAACAGAUGCCUGCUAGAUAUAUGCACAUAAAACCAAACCUCCAAAAGAUUUGGAGGGAAAUUAUUCAGUUUGAUAUCCUUCCAAGGGUUAUUAUCUGGUUAACAUAAAACAACCUCAGUGUUCAUUUUUUUAAUGUACUUGUUACUGUAAUUCUCAGUAUUGUACACUAAAAGUUAACCUGUUAGUGUCAUAAGAUGUUUUUUACUAGCAAUAUUUUUCACUUACAAGACCUUUCUUCUGUGGCUUUAUUAUUUAAAAAGAAGCUGUUUUAAAAGAGCCACUUUAAAAUUCUAAUUCAGCUUAACAAAAUUUACUGUGACCUCUAUACACCCUUUAAAGAGAGGAACAUUUUUCUAUAUCUAUAAAUGAAAACCUUAAUUGUUUUGUAAUUUAUAAAGUUAUGAAAAACUGCUUUUAAAAAGAUUUGAUUGAUGUGUUGGUUUGGUUUUAUUUCUAAUUGAACAUUAUUGGAAAAUUGAAUAUUCUCAGACAUAGAGACUUGAAUGUUUAGAUCACCCUCCUAAACCUAGCAUGUAUGGGUUACUUGAGAUAGAAAACUCUAUCUGGUGUUUGGCAUUUGUAAAUUAAUUAGCCACGGGGUCAUUAAUUAACCUUCAGUCUAUGUCGGAUGGAAUAGGGCAGUAGAAAUUGGCAUUGGCAUCCCCAUUAAUAGGAUUAUUUUUAGCUCUGGUCAUCCUUAAGUAAGUCCAAUGUCCGUGAUGUUAAUUUGUGCUUGCUAAUUCUAACCCUUUUCCUGAUUGGUAAAGUGAGAGUCUUUGUAUGUGCAGGGUCAGGUUCCUCCUUCCACAGUUAUUUGCUGAAGUGGCUAAAUAUGAAAUAAUGAUACUUUGUAAGAUUAUCAGGGUUUAAGUCAAUGGAGUCAGGGCAUUGGAGGUCUCUUUGGGACACACAGUUUCUAGAAUUUACUAGUAGUACAUAUGUUUAAGAAAAUAUAUUCAUUUCUAAAAACAACAAAUCUGUUCAUUCUGAAAACCACUUAUUUUAGAUGAAUGGGAAUCCACUAUUCCACAUAUUUGAAUGGUAGAUAAUAUUUUUGCUUAAGGUAAUUUGACUCAUUUUUUAGUGAGAUGUGAUAUUUCUUCUUAGUUAAUAUUUUUGUUGAGUUGGUUCCUUAUGAAAGGGCUAAGUGAUCCAAAGUCCUAUAGGAUACUUACUAUAGAGUGUUCAUCUACAGUUUAAACACAAAAACCCAAACAAUAAAAAACCUUUUUCCAACAUGUAAUUGUGAAUUAGAUUUUGAAAUUAAAAAUGAUGUGGGGAGAUAUGGUAGAGAGACUUCUUAAAAACCCUUAGUCUAAUUUUGUACUUAAAACUAUUUGGAGAAGUGAAUCUGUUUUCAUUAGAAUGUGUAAAAAACAAAAUUGAGAGGGUAGCCAGCUCUCUUUUGUCCUUUUUGUGUGCAAAAUACCUUACCAAAAAUUGUGUUCAUGUUUUGGAUUGUAUUUAUUUUAAACAGCCUUGGCAUUAUUUAUUAUAAAAUAUAUACAUAUGUUUACCAGUAAUUUUGGUGAAUUGCACUCCUGUAGCCUUAAUGGGGACAUGGAUUUCUUUGUAAGGCCAUAUGGUAGGCUGUUCAGUUUAAGGUAUCUUAAAGGGGCUUCAUUAAAUGAAAUAUGCUUUAACCAAAA
Vombatus ursinus (common wombat) is the source of this 3020-nucleotide messenger RNA. It is a transcript of the gene CUNH10orf88, whose product is annotated as chromosome unknown C10orf88 homolog. The coding region runs from base 1 to 1350 and encodes 449 amino acids. The transcript has 6 exons. The record is from RefSeq and is a predicted model, not a curated record. NCBI's taxonomy places the organism in Eukaryota, Metazoa, Chordata, Mammalia, Diprotodontia, Vombatidae.